Myxocyprinus asiaticus (Chinese sucker) is the source of this 2354-nucleotide messenger RNA. RefSeq names its product protein disulfide isomerase family A, member 4 (gene pdia4). Gene Ontology annotation, cellular component: endoplasmic reticulum lumen; cell surface; endoplasmic reticulum. Gene Ontology annotation, biological process: response to endoplasmic reticulum stress; protein folding. The record is from RefSeq and is a predicted model, not a curated record. The coding region runs from base 200 to 2128 and encodes 642 amino acids. Lineage: Eukaryota; Metazoa; Chordata; Actinopteri; Cypriniformes; Catostomidae. Gene Ontology annotation, molecular function: protein disulfide isomerase activity. The transcript has 10 exons.
ACAAGUUCAAGUAUAGGAGCGAGGAAGCCAAGUCAGAAAAAUGCGUUUAGAUAGAAAGCAGAAUCUGUAAUCACCUGAGCCAAAUCAAUUAAUGAAAACGUUAUCAUAAAUAUCACUGUAUUUAAAUAGCUUUGACAGCAGGUAGCAGUGCAUGCAUCUGGUUUAAUUCACUAAUCUAACGAAAAGAGGCGUGAAAAUAAUGAAGAAGGUAACGCUUCUUUUGAUUGUGCUGCUCGGAGUGACACACUUCAUAUUGCCCAGCCGAUGCGAAGAGGAUUCCAAGGGUGAUUCCACAGAAGAUCUUGGUGAAGAAGAUGAAGACGACGAUGAUGAUGAUGAUGAUGAUGCAGAUGACACUGAAGUAAAAGAGGAGAAUGGGGUGCUCAUACUGACCGAUACAAAUUUUGACACCUUCAUGCAGGACAAAGACACUGUGCUGGUGGAGUUCUAUGCACCAUGGUGCGGGCACUGCAAGCAGUUUGCUCCUGAGUAUGAGAAAAUCGCUCAGACGCUCAAAGAGAAUGACCCACCAAUUCCAGUGGCAAAGGUUGAUGCCACGAAGGCUACUGCUGUUGGCAGUAGAUUUGAAGUGUCUGGAUAUCCCACCAUCAAAAUUUUCAAAAAAGGAGAGCCAGUGGACUAUGAUGGGGACCGAAGUGAGCGUGCCAUUGUGGAACGAGUUAAAGAAGUUGCCCAACCAGACUGGAAACCUCCCCCAGAGGCUACCCUAGUCCUGACUAAGGAUAACUUUGAUGACGUGGUGAACAAUGCAGACAUCAUCUUGGUUGAGUUCUACGCACCCUGGUGUGGCCACUGUAAAAAACUUGCACCCGAGUAUGAGAAGGCUGCUAAGGAGCUCAGCAAUCACACCCCUCCUAUUCCACUGGCUAAAGUUGAUGCCACUGCAGAGGCUGAAUUAGCUUCUAGGUUUGAUGUUACUGGCUAUCCAACACUUAAAAUCUUCAGAAAGGGCAAGGCAUUUGACUACAAUGGACCCCGGGAGAAGUUUGGUAUUGUUGAUUACAUGACAGACCAGGCAGGUUCUCCAUCAAAGCAAGUGCAGACACUGAAACAAGUUCAGGAGCUCCUAAGAGAUGGAGAUGAUGCUGUGAUUGUUGGAGUUUUCUCCAGUGAAGAAGAUUCUGCAUAUGAGCUUUAUCAAGAAGCAUGUAACUCCCUGCGAGAAGACUACAAAUUUAUGCAUACGUUCAAUAAUGAAGUUGCAAAGUUCCUCAAGGCUUCCCCUGGACAAAUUGUCAUGUUCCAGCCUGAGAAGUUUAGGUCUAAAUAUGAACCAGCAUCUCAUUCACUAACGAUAAAGGAUUCCACACUUGCUUCAGAAGUGCAAGAUUUCUUGAAGAAAUACAUUCUUCCUUUGGUUGGACACAGAAAACAGAGCAAUGAUGCAAAGAGAUACACCAAACGACCUCUUGUGGUUGUGUAUUAUGGAGUAGACUUCAGUUUUGACUACAGAGUUGCCACACAGUUUUGGAGGAGCAAAGUGCUUGAAGUAGCAAAGGACUUCCCCGAGUACACCUUUGCCAUUGCGGAUGAGGAAGACUAUGCUGAUGAACUCAAGAGCCUUGGACUGAGCGAAAGUGGCGAGGAGGUGAAUGUGGGCAUCCUUGGUGAGGGAGGAAAGAAAUAUGCCAUGGAGCCUGAGGAGUUUGACUCUGAUGUGCUCCGGAGCUUUAUCGUGGCCUUCAAAAAAGGCAAGCUGAAACCUGUUAUAAAGUCUCAGCCUAUUCCCAAGAGCAACAAAGGACCAGUGAAGGUUGUGGUGGGCAAAACUUUUGAUGACAUUGUCAUGGAUCCAAAGAAAGAUGUACUUAUUGAGUUCUAUGCACCAUGGUGUGGCCACUGCAAAAAGCUGGAGCCCGAUUACACUGCCCUCGGAAAGAAAUACAAGAAUGAGAAGAAUAUUGUCAUUGCCAAAAUGGAUGCCACUGCUAAUGAUGUGCCUCAUGAUGGCUACAAAGCAGAGGGUUUCCCCACAAUCUACUUUGCUCCCAGCAACAACAAGCAGAGUCCAGUCAAAUUUGUUGGUGGUAAAAGAGAUGUCGAGGAACUGAGCAAAUUUGUGGAACAACACGCCACAAAAUUAUCACACAAAAAAGAUGAGCUCUAAGAGAUUAAGAGAAACAAUGAACUAUAUACAAAUGCAGUUCCCUAAGAAUGGAAGGUUGCUGGAGGGGUCGGUGACCUUUUAGAAGGAAAAGGAUAGUUUUUGAUUAUUUUUUUUUGUGCUAUCUUUUGUUUCUGGGAUCAAAACAUUCAAUAUUUUCAUUCCAAAUCAAGCACUGUUUGAGGUUUCUUCCCCAAUUCUUUUAAAUAAAAUAAUGUAAAAAUGUUAA